Messenger RNA from Arctia plantaginis, 115 nucleotides. Lineage: Eukaryota; Metazoa; Arthropoda; Insecta; Lepidoptera; Erebidae. The record is from the annotation of a GenBank genome assembly.
GUGCCAACCGUGCAUCGCUCAGCUCGCUAAAGCGCUCGCUCACCGCAGACACUGCGCGCCCCUACGCGCCAGGGCCGCGCUCGCGGCCUCUGGUCACCCAGGUGCCACUGCUUAA